Molecule: messenger RNA, 600 nt
Organism: Elaeis guineensis (African oil palm)
Lineage: Eukaryota; Viridiplantae; Streptophyta; Magnoliopsida; Arecales; Arecaceae
Source: RefSeq, a predicted model, not a curated record
CGACAUUUCCCUCCUUAGAGCUGCGGCUAUAAAAGGGGCGGAGCCGAGCGCUCCAACUUUCGCUGGAACCAGUCCGUCUGUUCUCGGAGCUCCUGAGAUGGAGAACACGAAGGCGAUCCUCCCGCUCUCUUCUCCCUCUGAAUCCCUAGUGCCCGACGGGGAAUCCCUUAUCUCAGCUCUCCUUUGCGAUGUGUCACAGCAGCUGCAGAUAGCUAUCCAAAACAUGCUUAAGAUGACCAGUGAGAUUGAUCAAACCUCUGCUGAGAUAAUGGAAGAAAUAGAGAAGUCCAAGGAGUCUGCAGGUGUUAAAAAUAAGAUCUUGGAGGAAGAGAAAGAACGAUUCCAGAAAGCUGCUAUUGCUGUGUUAGAGAUGCUGAAUGGCAGCGAUAUCAAUUAAGAUCUGUCCACUGUCACUUCAUGAAGCAUCACAUGUUUUUUCUGAUUCCAUUCUUCUUUCUGACUAGAGCCAUUCAUGUCAUAAGGUGAACUAUAUGAAUAGUAGUUUGGCCUUUGAACAGCGACACAUAUGCAAGGUUGUCCUUUUGUGCAUGAUUUUCGUAUAAUCAAUUAAAGACAUAAUUUUUAGUUUGAAGGCUACUA